GCUUUUUGGGAUUCCCCGCUAAGUCACGGAAUCAAUGUGUUUGUAGGAAUUGUCCUGUGCUUCACAAUGCUGGGCCUAGGGUGUACGGUAGAUGUGAGCCAGCUUGGGGAACAUAUCCGCAGACCCAUCGGGGUUCUGCUGGCGCUAGUGUGCCAGUUUGUUAUCAUGCCCCUGGUCGCCUUCCUGCUUGCUUUGGCAUUCUCUCUCGACGAUGUGGCGGCUAUGGCCGUGCUACUGUGUGGCUGCUGUCCAGGAGGAAACCUAUCCAACAUCAUGUCGUUAUUAGUGAACGGGGAGAUGAAUCUGAGCAUCAUCAUGACCAUUUCCUCCACGGUCCUGGCGCUGGUUCUGAUGCCUCUGUGUCUGUGGAUAUAUAGCCGCGCCUGGAUCAACACCCCGGUGGUCAACCUGAUGCCGUUCGGCGCGAUCAUCCUCACCCUCUGUAGCACUCUCAUCCCCAUUGGCCUGGGGGUCGUGCUCCGGUACCGCUACAACCGGGCGGCGGACAUCGUUUUAAAGUUGUCUCUGUGGUCUCUGCUGGUGACCCUGGUGAUGCUGUUCAUCAUGACGGGGGCCAUGUUGGGGCCAGAGCUGCUGGCCACCAUCCCUCCAUCUGUCUAUGUGGUGGCUGUCCUGAUGCCUGCAUGUGGCUACGCUGCAGGCUACGGCCUGGCCACCCUCUUCGACCUACCGCCCAACAGCCGCAGGACCGUGUCCCUGGAGACCGGGUGCCAGAACGUGCAGCUCUGCACAGCCAUCCUGAAGAUGGCCUUCCCACCACAGCUGAUGGGGGGCAUGUAUAUGUUCCCUCUGCUCUACGCCCUCUUCCAGGCCGCCGAGGCCGGCAUCGUCAUCCUGGCCUACCGGAUGUACAGGAAAGAGGUUCUACACAAACCAGACACAAACUCACCAGGGGACAACAGGGGUAUUGGAUAUGAUAGGUUUGAAGACGAGGAUAUGGGUUUUGACAAUUCUUACGGGGCGGUGACCACGAGUGACCCAAAUCUCAUCAUGCUGGAGCCUUGUCCGGACUCUACUCCUGUUUAG
Salvelinus namaycush (lake trout) is the source of this 1047-nucleotide messenger RNA. Its product is annotated as sodium/bile acid cotransporter 4-like. Gene Ontology annotation, biological process: bile acid and bile salt transport. Gene Ontology annotation, cellular component: membrane. Gene Ontology annotation, molecular function: bile acid:sodium symporter activity. The transcript has 3 exons. Lineage: Eukaryota; Metazoa; Chordata; Actinopteri; Salmoniformes; Salmonidae. Bases 67 to 1047 code for a protein of 326 amino acids. The record is from RefSeq and is a predicted model, not a curated record.